Homarus americanus (American lobster) is the source of this 1187-nucleotide messenger RNA. RefSeq lists its product as uncharacterized. Bases 86 to 1081 code for a protein of 331 amino acids. The transcript has 6 exons. The record is from RefSeq and is a predicted model, not a curated record. Lineage: Eukaryota; Metazoa; Arthropoda; Malacostraca; Decapoda; Nephropidae.
GUUGUUUACAAAUAACACUUGCCCUCUCCCCCUUCCCGGCUCCAGUUCAAAAUAACUCUUGGCGGAUUCUCCUCACAAAACACCAAUGGAAGGCGAAAGAGUAAAAACGAAAAGAUCCAUCUUCAAGAGUGGAGAGGAGAAUAAAGACGCAAAAAAACGUCUAUCGUUUGCAACACACACGGCUUCUGAAACCACAGGGGACAGCCCUGUUGUGGGGUCUCGCCGCUCCAUAACCAGCAUUGUGCCAACCAAUAUGAAGAACCGAAUUCAAGACCUAAAAGUCACCCCUCAAAAGAAAGGGCAAGAAUUGGGAACUCAAGAUUCUUCCCAACUUAUCAGCCAAUCAGAACUUCAAGAAAACAUUACCAUUAUUUCCCCUGCAUGCAAGAAUAUCAGACGCACUACUAUGGGCUUGUGUUAUGUUCCAAAGAAAAUGCCAGAACAACCAAUUACACAACACAAGCAAACCGUGCUCAUGAGGAAUAACAAAAAGAACAAUAUUCAUACAGUCCUGCACAGUAUAGCUACACCAGAACCUACAGUAAACAUUUUGAUAAUUGGUGAUAAAAUUCUAGGAGAGAAGAUUAAAGCUAGCCUAUUAUAUCAACACAGUUUCCAAAGAACACCAAAUACCAUCAAGUGGAACCUCACCCUUAAUAUUGUGUGUGAUGAUAACCCAUCAGCAGACACACUGCCAAGUGUCCAUUUCUUUUUCCUCCUCGUCUUCAUGGAUAAACUUGAAAGUCUGUCAUACAUGUCAAUUAUCCUGACCAAAAUUGAUAAAGCUGGAGUAUCAUGUAAACAAAAGUUGGUGUUGUCUGUUUCUUCUGCACAAGAAUUGCACAAAAAUGUCAUUGGUUUGGAGAACUUUGAAAGUUUCCUUGAUCAUCAUCAGCUUGUAUACAUUCCAUGGGAAAAGCAGGGGAGACCAAGUGACCACCAAGUGAAGAAACUACUAAGCCUCACAUACAAGAGUGUUGGGUAUUACAAAGAUUGCUCGUUAUUAGAGAGUUACAUAAUGCUGCGAGGUGUGAAAGAUUACCAGGAUGAUGACACCAUUUUACAGGAAGGCGUGUUUUAAGCUGUCAUCGGAUGGUGUAUUUUAAAAUAACACCCUGUUUGCCCUUUCUUAGGUAGGACAUUAUACUUUCUGUUAACAUUUUAUACAGCUUUUGUAAGAUGGAAAC